Exophiala viscosa is the source of this 1623-nucleotide messenger RNA. RefSeq lists its product as uncharacterized. Lineage: Eukaryota; Fungi; Ascomycota; Eurotiomycetes; Chaetothyriales; Herpotrichiellaceae. The record is from RefSeq and is a predicted model, not a curated record. The transcript has a single exon. The coding region runs from base 478 to 1464 and encodes 328 amino acids.
GCCAGAUCCAAGGCCCGGGGCGGCACUUUGCGCCCGUUGGCCCUAACUUGGCUGGCGAUCCGGGGUGUAUCAGAUCAGUGACAACCCUCAGCACAUGGGCCGUGCAUUUCCCGCGUUAUCCCGCCUAGAAUAUUGUUGGAUGAUAAGCGAGGAAAAAGAAGUCAAUCGAAGCAAGCAAAAAGGAGCACAAUUGCAGCAGCGACCCAAUCUCAGUCCUGGUACUGGAGAAAUCCAGUGGCAUAUGACGCCAUCAGAAUUGGGCGGCCAGAGCCACGAUCAAGGCAGCUGAGGAGAUUCCGACUCACGAAACAAUCACUCAUCCAUUCAUCCAAUCCAGCUGAACCCGAACUCUUUCCUGUCUGCUGAUUUCAAUCCGAAACACCUUUCCCUCCUCCAUAUUAACCUUUCUUCCGCAAUCUCCUUUUUUGAACCUUCUUUCCUCCUCACCAUCCUAGUCCUUUUAAUGACUCGAUAACAAUGUCUUACGACGAUGAUUAUGCAGCCCGCCCAAGGCGGGACCGCCCUCGAUAUGACCAAGACGAUGGACUGAGGUAUCCCGACCAAGAAGAUUACCCAAAGACCUCAGGCGCCCGCGCUUCUCGCUACGAAACUUCGCCUUCCAAGUAUCCCCCAGACGAGCCUCGACGCAGAAGAGACGUCGAUCCCCGAGAUGUCGAGCCCAGAGACGCAGACAAGAGAUCCGCACCCCCAAAGCACAGAGAGUAUCCGGACGACAGAGAUGAUGACACGAAGACAAGAAAGCCUAAUACCGCCGCUCCCAGAAGGCGAACUACUCCUGAUGAUGAAGAUGAUGAGCGGGAUUCAGACGCACGCCGUAACCGGGGCGGUGAGGGGGCUGGCUACGGUCGUUCCAAGGGUUACCGCGAACCUGUGCCACGAGCGAGCGGCGACCCGAGAGCCAGGUCUAGCAAGCCGAGAAGCAAGGACGACUACGAUGAUUUCGACCCAGCUCCGCCGCGACGUGCUCGAACCUAUGCGGAACCAGAACGCCGUCGACGGGACGAUCCCUACGAUGAUCCCCCGCGACGUCGCUACCGCAGUCCAGACGAUAGACCUGCCGAGCGUGAUCGGGGCUACCGAUCGGACGAAAGAGACGGAAGACGCAAAAGAGAUGAUGACCGCUACGAUGACAAAACCCGUCGUACUGGAGGCGGUGGUUCCUCUCGACGUGAUGACGGCUAUGCUGCUGCGGGGGCUUCCAAGCGAUCUGAUCGUGACCGUGACCGCGAUCGGGACCGGGACCGAGACUACCGCAGCAGCCGCGACCAAGACCGACGCUACGAUUCUCGCGACAGAAGCAGAGAUCGUGACAGGAAGGGCAAGAAGAAAGCCUUCUCUAUCGACGACAUUGGGGGACUAGUUGAACAAGGCCAAAAGCACUACAAGACUGUCGCUCCGCUGGUGACAAGCCUGGCGAAGAUGUAUAUGGACAGCAAGAAAUGAGAGCUUUUGGGUUGAUGAGUGAUGGGUUGGCCGGCCCUUACUCAGUCGCACGACAUGUAUGACUAGGAUGUUGAUCUGGAGUAGUUGAUUGCACCUUGGACACAAGAUGGUGCUUUUCAUGACUGUGUUAUCCUCAAUCUAUUAACGUUUUUAACCACA